This is a messenger RNA of Procambarus clarkii (red swamp crayfish), 6284 nucleotides long. It is a transcript of the gene Hph, whose product is annotated as HIF prolyl hydroxylase. The record is from RefSeq and is a predicted model, not a curated record. Gene Ontology annotation, molecular function: peptidyl-proline dioxygenase activity; L-ascorbic acid binding; ferrous iron binding. NCBI's taxonomy places the organism in Eukaryota, Metazoa, Arthropoda, Malacostraca, Decapoda, Cambaridae. Gene Ontology annotation, biological process: cellular response to hypoxia.
UCCAUUCCAGUGCGAGACACGCGGAGUGCUGCACCGUCCGCGGCUCCUAGGGCAUGACAGACACACUCUUGUGGCGCUUUCAUACAGCCUUGAGUGGAGUCUCGAGUGGUAUAUAAAUAGCACAACUUGGGAACUAUUUUCGCGUACUCCAACUUUAUGAGGUGCAUUGUGCGUGAAUGACAUUGGAUAUCACGUGGUUGAUCUCUUACAAGUACAAAUGAUUACCAAAGAUUGUUCUGUGAUAAUUUUGAUAUAGUACCAGAUACCAUUUAACCUAACGAUAAACGGUGCCUUCGUUUAUAAACAAUAUAUAUAUAUUAUAAUAUAAAUAUAAAAUUAGGUCAUUGUGAGAGCGAGAGAAAACGAUCAUUAUGCAACUAACAACAAGACCCCAGUACAACUCGAGGGAGGAGGAGCAGCUGCAGUCUUUGCAACAGGUGGUCAUGUGUGGGGAGACCAAUCCCGAGGACCAGAGUGAGACAUGUGUGACUCCAGCGGCCUCACCAACAGACCAGGCCAGCCACUGCCGCCUACCUCUCCACCUCCUGGUAGCAGACACACAGCCUACCACCACACACCUGUCCUCCAACACACACUACACCAGCCAACAGAGCGAUGAACACAACUGUACCUGUCCAGACACCAUUCCCGGCCACACCAGAAAGAGGAAAAUGAUAGAUGAAGACAAGGAAUUGAAAGACAGAGAGGCCGAAAAGAAACUAAUAAUUAGAAAGAGAAGAGCACUAAUCAAUGGUGGACACAAAGGCGAAAAUGUUCCUCUAUUUUAUUUAUACGGCGACUUCCUCCUCAUACCUCAGUUCAGAUGGGGGAGUGGUGGAUGUGUUGAAGGGGUAAGGCGAAGGUCCCUGGCAGAACCCGACCUCAGCACCCCCAUUGACUCCAGCAACAUCUUAGAGGCGUCCUCUCAACACUUCCGCCCCAAGACGCCUUCUUUAUAUCACGUAGAAGUUUGUCCAGAUUCUCAGUCACUUGAGGAAGGAGUCAUUAGUCAAGAAUGGUUCUCAAGAGUUAUGCAGCUUGUGAUGAGUGACCUCAAUAAAUAUGGAGUCUGUGUCGUCGAUCAGUUCUUGGGGGAGGAGCGUGCAGAACAAAUCUUGAAAGAGGUUGGGGCACUUCACUCGUGUGGUGUGUUCCAGGAUGGUCAGGUUGUUUCAAGACAAGUGCAGGACCAGGCACGGGGAAUGAUCCGUGGUGAUAAAAUUACCUGGGUCACAGGAAGCGAGCCUAACUGCACUAAUAUUGGCAAAUUAGUGACGAGAGUAGAUUCUGUAGUGGCGAAAGUAAACAAACACCAAGAUGCUGGCAAACUUGCGCACUACAACAUUACCUGGAGGACGCGGGCUAUGGUGGCUUGCUACCCUGGGCGAGAUGCACACUAUGUGAAACAUGUUGACAACCCCAAUGGUGAUGGUCGAUGCAUCACUGCUAUUUAUUAUAUCAACAAAGAUUGGACACCACAGGAUGGUGGUGUAUUGCGAAUCUACCCCAAAGGUUGUAGCGACCAAGUAGCAGAGAUUGAACCUUUGUUUGAUCGUAUGCUCUUUUUCUGGUCAGAUCGUCGUAAUCCUCAUGAAGUAUUACCAGCUAAAAUUACCAGCAGAUAUGCCAUUACUGUAUGGUAUCUGGACCAAAAAGAAAGGGAAGAUUACUUGGCUCGGGUAUCUAAUACUUCUUCUAAUACUUGACGAGAUGUUGCUUCACUCUGCUUUCCCAGCUGGAUCCAUACUUGAACUCACUAUAGCUGUGACUUCACCAUCAUGCAAACCUUUUGAUAGAGCUGUCACACUGAACUUGACCAGAUUAAUAAUAUUAGCAUGGACCGUGAUCAGUUCAUAACAGUGACCACAUGUACAGGUGUUAAGACAGUGAGUGACUGUGUGCCAUAAUGAUGCUAGACUGUGUUGACUAUCAUUACAGGAAAUAAGUUCUUCAGAUUUCAAUAACUGUUGGUAAAGAGGAAAAUUCAACCCCCUGAUGAAAGGUUGUUUUAUUACCGAGUGUAAUUGGCUGUCAAGAAUGUUUUCAAAUGGCAUUUAUUUUGAAACGUAAACAAUUUUUUUAUUAAAACAACCUCAGCAUGUGUGCAUUUUGUCAAAAAUUAAUCAAAAAGAUAAGAAAAUAGGCAAUCAAGACACGAGUUUCUACCUUGUAAUGCUUUGUUCCGUCUUGCUGUCAAGAUUUUGAGUUCCUAACCUUUGUUUCAUUGUUUGGUCCUGCCAUUUUAGGAUAUUAAUUGUAAAGCACAAUUGAAUUCUUAAGUAGGACACCAUGCAUAUAAUAUACCUUGUAAAGUGGGAAAAGUUUUGACUCGUGCAUAGUAAAAUAAUGAUGCAUGUCACUGAUAAGUAGGACAUUGGUUUAGAUGUAACUGAAGUAUCUGGCCUUAAUUGGCGUACUAUAACAAAUAUUCUACAGCAAAUACCAUAGAAGUGCAUUAUCCAACAAAUAUGGAACCUGAAAUGCAAAAAUUUUGUUGACGUGUGAAUUUUGUUUGCACAUAUUAAGCAGUUUAAUUUGAAGGCAGAGCUUUCUAUGCUGUUUGUCAGGUUACUAGUUUCUAGUAUUGGAACAUAACAUUCAUACCUCAUACAAACAAGUCUCAAGGUUUGCAUGUGUCAUAUGUUGAUAUGUACUUAGGAAAUAGUGUUGCUGUAUUGUGAUUUAUAUUACAAAUUUCAUUAACACUUGUGUGUAAAUUACAUUUAUAUUGAUUAGUAGUGGUUGUGAUAAGUCUUUACACACAUUGUGUGAUAAAUUCAGUAUUAUGAUGUUCAAAUUUUGUUACGAUUACCAAAGAUAUCCAUGAAGGUGAAAAUGUUAUGUGCCCCAGGUAGUUGGUGACCAAGUUUGCAUGAUGCUUAUUAGUCGUCGGUUUAAAUUAACUUGGUCACUGGUUUCUUUGUCGUUUACAUCUGAACUGAUCAACUAUGUUGUCAUGCUUUAUAUAUUGAAGUGACAAAAACUAUUGGAGUUUUGCUGAAUAUUUUGGUUUAAUUUUUUUAAUUAAUUGGUAUGGCCUUUUAACAAAAGUGUUUACUGUUAUAAAACUUGUUAACUUUGACUAAAAUGUACUCCAUUAGUCAUCUUUGGAUGGCACAAUUAUAGCUGGGUGAAACGGUUGCAUAUCUGGAGGAACACCACAAGAUUGCUAUUGGAUCUACUUUCUAAGGUUUCCUUCCAUAUUUGACUGUGAAAGUGUAUGUAUCAAUGUUAGAGCCUCGCCCCUGGGCCCACAACAUUUUUGCUGCUAAUGAUGGACCAUGUUAAUAUGGUUUACUCGUAUAUCCACGAAGGUUCGUAAACAAAAUUUUGUUUAUUAACCUUGGAAAUCUGUAGAGAUUUCAAGUGUUAUCUUGGAAUUGGACAAAUUGGUUAAUUGGCUGUUGCCAGAAAAUACUAUAUAGACAUUUUUGCACAUGUGCUGAGUGUCAGUAUUUCCCCCCACAAAAAAGAAUCUGGUCGUAUAGAGCUGUUGGCUCAUUUGAGAAACUAGCUCACUUUAAUGUUUGAAAUACAUUAAUUAUUGGACAUGGCUGUGCAUGCAAGAAUGGAAUUGCUAGUUUUUGUUUGUUAGGAAACAUUUAACUUAAAAUGUUUGAUAGUGUAUGAUGAAAGGUACAGUAUAUCCAAUCUGUAACUUAUUAUGUAUAUUUUACAAAUACGUUUGCAGCAUUAGUAUAUGAAGGAGAAGUUAAGUUAUUUUCUUAUUUUUGUCAGUAAAAUGUGCAACUUGAUUACACUUCAUGCAAGAAAAGUCUGUAUGUAUGAUGCAAAUGUUUUCUUUCGUUCAUCAUAAGGUGGUGAUCAAGAGAACAUACUGUAUAUGGAAAUUCAGAUUCCUAUAUAGUUCCUGAGGGGAAAUGAGCUUGUAGUCAAUGUAUCAAGAUCACAGUGCCACAUUUUGGCACUCUAAUGUUCAGUGAAUUUUGUGCCUCGGCCUGAAAAUUAGUUUGUUGCAUAUACCUGGUGCUAUAGCAUGUACGGUACUUUAACAUUGUCAUCUUAUGAUUAGGUUUGUGCACUGGAAACUUUUCUUCAAAAUUACUGUAUAUUCAGUUAAUAAUGUUUUUAAUAAUAAAUUACUAUGUAUGUUUUGAAGUGUACCAUAUUAAAAUUACUGUGCUUCCAUAUUAAAAUUAUCACCCAAGGAAAUUUAGGAAAUAAUUUAGUUUUUUGUUAAGUAAAAGUUUCCAUUGUUUCCAUUGUGCCAGCCAAUUUUAGAUGAAUUGCUGGGCAACAACUGGUUUGUAUAUAACCCAGUAUUUUAUAGGCAUUCUGUAUGACAUUUUAUUUAAAGGAUGUUGACAAUUUGAGGGCAGAUAAAAGAAUUUGAGUCAUAAAAUAAUUGAAUGAAAUUGUUUUUUAUUAUUCUUUUAAAUUCAUGAUUGCUUUUUUAGAAGUUGAAUGAAUUGCAGAUAGUUUCCAAUACAUUAAACAUAAAUUGGGUCAUUCAAAGCAAAUGUUGAGUUUCAGGUAAUGCCAUUUUAAAGAAAUACAAAAGUACUAAUAAAGGCAUUAAACUAAUUUUGCUGUAGUUGCUUAAAAAUAGUCUAAUACUUUGGACAAAGAAAAUUAUUUUCUUAAUGGGUAUAUGUAAUUAUGCCAGAUUGCUUACUACAUAAAUAAGUAUACUAUGUUUUGCAAUUGCAAGACAAUGCAAGCUAGAUGAAAUUGUGAACAUGUACAAGGUAUAUUUUCAUAAUUUUUUUUUUUUUUUUUUUUUUUUUUUUUUUAAACAUUCUGAAUGUCUUUGUACAUUAAAAAAAAUGACAGGUGGUGCUAUAUAGUCUUCUGGGCUUGGUGCCUUUUUAAUAAUUACAGUACUUGCAUUUAAAAAAUAAUUCCAGUUGCUUCAUGGUUUCAAUUUUUGUUUGUCCUGAAGGACCUCGAUGGCCCUGUUUCAAGCUCAAACCUCAUCAUAGUACUAAUUCUUGACUAACUGCAUCACUUGUUGAACUUAACAUUUAGUACCUUAAAUUUGUUAAAGGCUAUUAUAUAAGCCUAAUACCAAUUUAUUUUUAUCACAUACCGGUUGUAAGCAUUGUGCCAACAGUUCAUGGACGGCUGCAUGUAAAGUAAUUAAUUCUGCCCAUCUAGAAUUUUGAUUAAAGUGUAUUAUGUCUGAGACCAUAUUUCACCAUUUAAUGUUUAUAUACAUAGCAACAUUGUCUUUCUUAUGAAAUAAAGUAGGGUAAUGUGGUUGUUUCUCGUGAACUCUGCACAUUCCUUGCAAGUACAGUAUUCAAAAAGAUUGAUAGCAAUUUAGCUGACAACUAUGUUAUGCAAUCUUAUAACAAUGUAAGUGAGAAGGUACAAUGUGUGAACAUUAAAAGGUGAAUUCUGAUAUAUUAUUGUAGUGCUGUAGAACUAAGUGCUAAAUAAUUAAUUUUUCUUUGAUGUAAACACAUUAUAUUGGAUAUUUUUAAGAGUACCUGAGGGGGGAGGAAUUAUAUACAGUAUAAUUAUAUAGCAUACUUUUACUUCUUGACGGUCUCUGCUUUCAGCUUUGCAAAUGUUGCCUGUUCAUGCGAAUUGGAAAAAUAGCACAAAAAAAUAGUAUGAAAAAGCAUUUUAAAUUUUGAUAAACUUGUACAAAGCAAAUUCCUGUUCUGCAUAGCCCAUUGAUUUUGGUCUUUGAAAAUAAUCGAUAUUAUCUUGCAGCAAAGAGAAUGGAAGAAGGUGCAACCACAGCACACUAACUCUUAACCUAACUAUUGUCAAGUGGUUAUUUACAACCUGCUGUGUAGUGUACUUGUUUAUACCCACCUCUUUCAUCAUACUGGAUAUUUUGGAACCCUUCAUCUUGCAUGCAUAGUAAUGAAAUUUUGUUAAAGUUAGGACUAAUAAAAUAAGCAUUACUUGCAUCAGUAACUUGAGAAGUUAAUUAGCAGGUACCCAACAUUAUCUUUGGUAUAAUAUGAGAUUUGUUGGGUGAACAUAUAAUGUACUCUUAUUACUCCGAAGUAAUUUAAAUAUAGACAUUAAAAGGAAAAUUGUCUUGUAAAGUAAUUUUGUGUUGUGUAUAUAUAUAUACUAUAUGAUGUUUGCCCCUAUUGUAGCUGAUGUAUAUUUUACUGGCUCAAAGUUUUUUCUAGCCCUCAUUAUGCCAAGAAACUAAAUGUUUUUUUUAAUUAAUUUCGUUUUGUAAUGCUAAUACUGUACUGUAUUUGUGAUUAUCAUAUACACAAUGUGAUUACUUUUCGUGCUUUUUCUCAACUCAAAUGUCUUUUUUUUCCAGUGCAAAGAAUACAUAUUAUAUCUUA